Thermothielavioides terrestris NRRL 8126 is the source of this 4617-nucleotide messenger RNA. RefSeq lists its product as uncharacterized. The transcript is spliced from 5 exons. The record is from RefSeq and is a predicted model, not a curated record. Bases 802 to 4602 code for a protein of 1266 amino acids. Lineage: Eukaryota; Fungi; Ascomycota; Sordariomycetes; Sordariales; Chaetomiaceae.
CGAGCUCAUUUUAGGGUCCUUGCUUUUCCAUGUCGAGCUCCUUCCACCUGGCUGAGAGAGGCAAUCUAGGCGGUGGUGUGGGCUGCAAAUAGACCGACCGUCCGAUCCACCGGAUCAUUUCGGACCACUUGCAUCUCAGCCCUGGAGCACUUUCCCUCUAGCCCAGUCAGUUCCUCUUCCAUACACUACACUAGUUUAUCAGUUAGCGCGUGCACGCGCAGAACUUUUGACGCCAUCUGUGGAAUUUCUCCCCAUUCCCCUCCGCCCUCCUAUCUGUGGAAUCACACUACCUAGGUACUUGACCGGCGCGCCGUCCUCGAUUGAUGAUCGCGUGCAGAGCAAUCCUGCCAAGCGAGAACCUGAAACAUUUCAAACCCACUUCCACGCGAGGCCGCAUGGGCAGCUACGCUGUGGUGACCUAGAUGCUUCCCAGGGAACUCUCCUUGCCUGCGGAGUUCUGGUCGCGCUUUCCCUCAAAGCAACGCGAACUUGCCGCUAGCUAGGCUGCGACGGACUGCCCACAAGGCAAAACUGACCAACGCGCUCAGCACGACACGAGGACUUUGGUUUCUCACCGAGGGCAUCACACCUAUAUCGCCCAUGUCCAGCAUCUUGCCGACCUAGGCAGCAUCGGAUUGCCACCGAUCGCAGACCUUCCCCUAUAUCAAUUAUCCAAAAGCUGUACCUUCAACGCCACCCACUCAUUGUCACACAAACCAGCACCCGCAUUUUCGUUCUCUAUUGCCCCUCUCCCACUCCAAGUCCAGGUCUCUCUCUUGUCCAAUCUACCAUCUCGACACCAUGGCGACGGCGACGACGCCGUCGACAGCCGCAGCGGUCGCCGCCGACGAGGACCCGUGGGACGAGAUCGAGCGCAAUUACUUCACGUCGAUGCAACGGCACCACGAGCAGGAGGACGCGACGCUGGAGGCCGACUUCAACGCGCGUAGCCGCGCGCUCAAGGCCCGCCUCAUCGAGAACUAUAUCGCCCAGCGCGAGCUGGUGCGCCGCCUGGAGGCCCUGCGCGACGAGUACGAGGCCGGCCGCGCCGAGCUCACCAAGCUUGAGCGUGACGUCGAGGCCAUCCGCGAGGAGCGCCGCCGCGAGCGCGCCCGGGAGAUCGAGGAGCGCCGCCUAUGGUUCCGCACCUUCCGCCGGGGCGGGCUGGCGUAUCAGAAUCUAGCCAGCGAGGAGGGGGAGCAAGGGGAGGGGGCCGCGGUAGGGAAGUCAAAUCAUGCUGCUGCUCCUACUACUGUCCCUGCUACUACUGUACCUGCUGCUAGUGGUAAUGGGCAGCCUCGUAGGCAAGAAGGAGCUGAGGUGGCAGAGGAUAGGAUGGAGCCCAAGGCGGUUUGUGAAGUGCAGCCUAUCGAUAACGAGCAGGCCCCGGUUGUUGGGGAGGUCGCCGAGGACCACCACAACGGAGAAGGCGCGCGUGAGCGCCCUGCUGAGCUGGAGGAAGGGCAGCCCGCCAAUGAGCCAGCACAGGAGGAACCUAUUGCUGAGCCUGCGGUUGAGGACACCGCUAUUGCUGAACCUGCGGUUGCGGUUGAGGACAUCGAGAAGGCCAGCGCUGAAACAGCAGAUGAUCGCCAAGGGCCUGAGCCCCAGGCGGCGGACAAGGCGGCCGAAGACCUGCGACCACGGGAUGAGGCUGUCGAUGAGGGCGCUCCCGAACCGCCUGCUGUCGACGAGCAAGCGCAACAACUUCCGCCGCGAGAGCCCGAGGCGGAAGGAUCUCAGCCCGCGGAGGCGGACACAACGGCUGCUCAGGAGUCCACUCAAGAAGGAGAGCAGCCACCAGUCACGGAGCCCGAGGUUGCGGCACCUGAGGCACCUGCAGCACCUGUGGCGCCUGUGACACCCGUGACACCUGUGGCCCCAGUGGCACCUAUGGCGCCUAUGGAUGACGACGAUAAGAUCGACGGCAUCUCGGUGAUUGGAGGGCCCGAAUUUCCUCAGGACGUGAGAGGGCCGGGGAUCGAUCGCGUACCCGAUGUCGAAUCGCGGCAAGCUGAUGGGCAAGCCGAUGGGCAAGUUGAUGGGCAAGCGGACGGGCAAGCGGACGGGCAAGCGGACGGGCAAGCGGAUGGGCAAGCGGAGGCGCUUAGCCAAGCACCACCGGGCGACCAUGCAGCUAACCCUCCCGAGGCCACCCAGCAGCCCGUCUUGGCACAGAAGGCGGAAUCGCGCGGCGUUGAUGCUCCUGGCACGCAGACUUCAAACCCUGCAGAGGGGGAUACCGAGAUGCCGGAUGCCGAGGAACCGGAGGCGGGCGAUCUGAACAAUGACAAUGGGCCGCCCGAGCGUGUUGAGCCGACUGCUCUCGUCGUACGGGCGUCUCCCUCGUCAUCGUCCGAGCUGAGCUCCCGCAACACGACUCCUGACCUGGAUGUCCCCAUCUCUUUCACCAAAGAGCCAAGCCACCCGUCAAGCCCGGAGACCCCUAACGUUGCGUUGCGCGAUAUUGAGGUCGUGGGCGGCUCGGGCGACUUGAUAGGCCGGGUGAAACCCCCUGAUGGGCACAACUACUACUUUGACCGCCUUGGAUUCCGCGACGUCCAACGGCCAGUCCAAAUCCGCGCCAAUCGGAAGUUCACCAUCGACGACCUCAACGCCGUCCCCCGCCCUCAGAGUGUCGACGUGAGGGCCUUCAAACUCUUGAGCCUGUUCAUCCAGGCUACGGGGCAGCUGCAAGAGCGGCCCUGCGCGGACUGCUCUGUCAACCACGGCUUCUUCCAGGGUUGCGUGAUGGUUGACGAUCCCGAAUUCAGCCGUUGCGGCAACUGCGAGUGGAACAAGCGCCGGUGCUAUGGCGCCGCCUUGCAACGGCAGCCCACUUCCCGCCAUAGCCACCCAGCAAAGUCGCAUGCCGAGACUCCGGGAAAGUCUCCCGACAAGGCACGCGCAGUGAGCGGCAACUUCACUCCCAUCAACGGCACACCGUCGAGGGAAUUGGGAGGCGGCAUCCAAGCGGACGUCACGGCUCGCCAGGACCGCGAAGGUGCCAAGGAAACCAAGAAAGCGCGCAAAUCGCUCCCGACAACACGAAAAACCCCCGCCGCUCAACCGUCGACCCCUUCCAAUGUCUCUUUCCAAGCGGACGAACCGCUGCCGGAAAUCAACAAGGAGGUGCUCUGCCUUCGCGACGACGGCGUCGUGUUCACAGAUCCUCCGCUCAUGCGCGGUGUACCCCUUGUCAAAAUCACGCCAGACCACCCGUACUGGGAGCCAGACUGGGAGCCAAUCGAGAAGCUCGUGGAGCCAAUCCGCCAGAAGUACCAGGCCAAGUACGAGCAGCUCGAACAGUCAGGCUCUACGCACCCGGACAAGCACCUGGCUAAUCGGGACGCGAAGCGAGGCCGAACUAUCCUCAAGUUCCUGCAGGAGGGUGAUCUGCACCCGUACCAGCUAGUCGCCAAGGAGUAUAUUACCCCUAGACUGAUCCACUACGACACCCUCUACCGUCUAGCGCAGCUCUUACUUGAGGAGCUUCCCAAGAUGGACCUUGACAUUAAACCAUCUGAGUGGCUACGUCACCGGCUACACGAGGUCUCCUUAGAGCGAGGCGACAAGUUCAGCGUGGCCGCCUGGCUCGAAAAGGCUUACCACGACGGCAAGUUGGUGCAGCUCCGUGCCAAGAAAGGUUUCGCCCGCGUCGGCCGCCCUCCUGCGGGGGCGACGAAGAAGGACGACUCGGCAAACCCCAAGAGCAGUGGGAAGAAGUCGGCGCCGCGGUCGCUGAAGCGCAAGGAGCCGCACGCGACGCCUCAGUCAACGCCGAGCAAGAUUAAGGCGUCGUCAGGGUCAUCGGCAGCACUGGCAGGAGCGCCAGCUGCAGGGUUGACGCCCCAACCCAAGCCUAAGAAGAUCAAGAUUACGACAAGCCAGGGGCAGUCCGGCGGCGAGCUGACGUCGGCGGUGCAGAAGAAGCCGCGCAUUGUGCUCCCCAGCCCGGCGCCGUCACGGUCAACGGCAGCGGCGCAGGAGCGCGCGACCGAAGGAGACCUCGCCUGGGACGUGUCGGCGAUGUACAGGAAUUCGCGGAAGUCAACCGAUCAUCCGUCGUCGCAGUGGACGGCAGCGCAGGAGCGCGCCAUGGAAGAAAAGCUCGCCUACGACGGCUACACGUCGACCGACUCGAUCAGCCGUGACAGGCUACACCCGAUCGACUGGCGGCUGCACCAGGUCAAGACACGCACGUUCGCCAGCAACGUGGGCGUGACGCAGUACUGGCACUGGGUGGACCCGGAGGACCCGGACCUGAUCGAGCAUCAGGUGCUGCGGUCGGUCAAGCCGGUCAAGUGGUCCGUCUUCAAGGAGCCGUACAACUUCCACCUCAAGCUGUCCGACAUCCUGCAGGUCGCCUUCGCCCGGGGCAGCACCCGGGUGGCCAUCGUGCACAAGGACGGCCGCGACGGGCGCGACCUGCACCCGCGCGGCGACAUCAUGGCGCAGUUCAAGCGCGAGCGCACCAAGCGGCGGUUCCUGAGCUUCCUGCGGCGGAAGCAGGUUUGGGUGGUUGAGAAGACCAGCGAGUGGAUCGACCUCAAAUGGAAUUCGAUGAACCCGGAGACGCUCGCCGCCGGCGACUCGAAUUAACUAGCCCGGCUUGCU